This is a messenger RNA of Cladocopium goreaui, 1119 nucleotides long. The record is from the annotation of a GenBank genome assembly. Lineage: Eukaryota; Dinophyceae; Suessiales; Symbiodiniaceae.
AUGAAGUGGUUCCUCUCCUUGUUGGUUUUGGUGCCGACCUCGUGCCUGAAAUUCCUGGACCCACAGGGCCUGGGGCUUCCCGUGGCAUCCAAGCGCCCGGGAUGGCUGGCGCGCCGCGACGAGUUGGUGGUGGACGCCCGGCCCAAGCAACGGGGCGGGAUGCUGAUCCUGCAGCUGGUGCUGAACGAUGCCUACGGCUACUGGGGAUCGGAAGGCUCCACGGCACGGCCACGGUGGCUGAGGGCCAUCCUGGCCACCAACCGAAAGCACGCCAUGCAGCACGGCCAUGCCAUGGUGCUGAGGUGGAAGAGGACCUUGCCACUGACCGAGUGGCAGGAAGAGAUGUGUAGCCAGAAGGGCCAGAGUCGGGAGGAAUGUGCCAAGAGUUGGGAGAGGGAGAACUUUUGCUGGGAGAAGUUUCCUUUUAUGGUGAGCAUGGUGAGUGUUCGCCCCGGCGCCGGCAAGAGAGCCCAGGUGGACUACUUGUUGAACUCGCAGGAGUUCACUCACAUGAUCAUGCUGGAUGCCGAUGCUGCCUUGAUCAGACACCAGGUCGACAUCUUGGGUGGCAUCGCGCAGCAGAUGCAGCAGCAGAACGUGGAUGUCUUCCUGACCAACGAGGACUGGCUGAAGAACGGUCAGGAGCGCAUCAAUGGUGGCGUGAUCAUGGCGCGCAACUCCAAGUGGUCCGAGGAUAUGUUCCAGGAUGCCUUCGAAGCACACAAGCUGGGCCCCAAGAUGAGGAAGAUAUGGCGCAUCGGUGAAACUGGCGUCAUGUGCACCAGCAACGAGCAGAUCUGCUUGAACGACCUCGUCUACGGCCAUGGCAAGAAGAUCAUGGAGGGCCACGUGGCCUUCGAGAGUGGCAUCGUUUCAUGGCAGGAAAAUUUUGGAGGGAACCAUUUGGAGCAAAGGGUGUACAACCGCGGUGGGUGUACCUUGAGACAUUGCUGGGAAAAGAUUUCCGAUCCCAGCAUGGAAGAGAAGAAAAUCCAGGACGAUCGUUUGCUUAUCGUUCACUUCAUGGGCGGCAGCAAAAACAUCGCGCCGGAGGUUCUCUGCGGUCAACAUGGCAACUUCACCGGUGAGGCGCCCGAAGGCUACGGCUGCCGCAAGUAG